Polyodon spathula (Mississippi paddlefish) is the source of this 4617-nucleotide messenger RNA. Its product is annotated as sodium/myo-inositol cotransporter-like. Gene Ontology annotation, molecular function: D-glucose:sodium symporter activity. Gene Ontology annotation, biological process: transmembrane transport; inositol metabolic process; myo-inositol transport. Gene Ontology annotation, cellular component: plasma membrane. Bases 534 to 2675 code for a protein of 713 amino acids. The transcript has 2 exons. The record is from RefSeq and is a predicted model, not a curated record. Lineage: Eukaryota; Metazoa; Chordata; Actinopteri; Acipenseriformes; Polyodontidae.
UAAAUAUGGACCAAGCAGCUGUAGUUUGCGGCUGCGCUGAGAGGUUUGUCCUAGAUUGGGUUAAUGCGAAGGGUAGGCGCCUUGCUUACGACUACGCGGAAACAGUCAUUGGUAACAGUAACAGAAACGUGGUGUGUCAAAAGAAACUGUUUUUUGUUUUAUUUAUUUAAGCAAGAAAUAUUUUUAGUUUUUAUACUACUAGUCACGGAUAUGCCUAGAUACGAGCUAGCUUUGAUACUCAAAACAAUGCAAAGGGAAUAAAACACUAGGCUUUACUAGACUGUCUGCUGCAACUACUGUAAGAAUUUCUCCUGUACGCCAUCCCAGUAAAUGGCCUUGGAUUAUCAUUAACAUAAAUUGGACAACGGAAAUAGUUUUUUUUCUUUUUUUUUACCGCCCUGGGAUCCUACAGUUUCCUAGACAGCAAACCAAAGGACAAAGUGUUUGUUUGACCUGCAUGAACUCAGUACUGUGUUUUUAGUUUUGAGCACACUGGAUUUUGGUGUAAGACUGACUUAGUAUUUAGAAAAAGAAUGAGGCCUUCAAUGGAAGCUGCAGAUAUUGCCGUUGUGGCACUUUACUUUGUGCUUGUGGUGUGCAUUGGCUUCUUCGCCAUGUGGAAGUCCAACAGAAGCUCUGUGAGUGGGUACUUUCUGGCAGGACGGUCCAUGACUUGGUUUGUUAUUGGGGCCUCCUUAUUUGUCAGUAACAUUGGCAGUGAACAUUUCAUUGGGCUUGCAGGAUCUGGAGCAGCAAGUGGGUUUGCAGUAGGAGCUUGGGAAUUCAAUUCACUUUUGCUCCUGCAACUUUUGGGAUGGGUAUUUAUCCCUGUCUACAUCAGGUCAGGGGUCUACACCAUGCCAGAAUACCUAUCCAAGCGUUAUGGUGGGAAAAGAAUAAAGAUCUAUUUUGCUGCUCUGUCUUUAUUGGUAUACAUUUUUACGAAAGUUUCUGUGGCCCUUUAUGCUGGAGCACUGUUCAUCCAAGAGUCAGUGGGAUGGAACUUGUACCUGUCUGUAAUUUUGUUAAUUGGCAUAACAGCCUUGCUGACUGUUACUGGGGGGCUGGUGGCUGUAAUCUACACAGACACACUACAGGCUUUCUUGAUGGUUGUUGGAGCCCUAAUCCUCAUGGUCAUCAGCCUUGUAGAGGUUGGGGGGCUUGAGGAAGUCAAGACCAAGUACAUGCAGGCCACUCCAAAUGUGACCGCAAUUUUGGCUGCCUACAACUUCAGCUACACCAACAGCUGCCACAUUCAUCCAAAGCCGGACGCACUAAGAAUGUUGCGUGAACCCACUGAUGAGGACAUUCCCUGGCCUGGAUUCCUCUUUGGCCAAACCCCGGCUUCAGUUUGGUACUGGUGCGCUGACCAGGUCAUAGUCCAGAGGGUACUUGCAGCAAAGAGCAUUGCUCACGCCAAAGGGUCAACCUUAAUGGCUGGCAUCCUAAAAGUCCUUCCGAUGUUCAUCAUUGUGAUCCCUGGGAUGAUUUCAAGAAUACUGUAUACUAAUGAAAUUGUGUGCAUCAGCCCAGAGCAUUGCAUGGAGGUCUGUGGUAGUCGAGCAGGUUGCUCCAACAUUGCUUACCCUCGCCUGGUGAUGAACAUUCUUCCUGUAGGCCUUCGUGGUUUGAUGAUGGCUGUAAUGAUUGCAGCCUUAAUGAGUGACUUGGAUUCCAUAUUCAACAGUGCCAGUACCAUCUUCACUCUAGACAUCUACAAGAUAUUUAGGAAAAGUUCUACUUCCAGAGAGCUUAUGAUUGUUGGACGUCUUUUUAUGGUUUUCAUGGUGGCUGUCAGCAUAGCAUGGGUUCCAGUCAUUGUGCAGAUGCAGGGUGGCCAGAUGUACCUCUAUAUUCAGGAGGUUUCAGGCUAUCUCACUCCACCUGUAGCAGCUCUGUUCCUGCUAGGAGUCUUCUGGAAGCGCUGCAAUGAGACAGGGGCAUUUGCUGGCGGUAUGACCGGUUUCCUUUUAGGGAGCAUAAGGUUAGUUUUGGUUUUUUUUUACCAAGCCCCAGACUGUGACCAACAAGACAACAGACCAGCCUUCAUCAAGUCCAUUCACUACAUGUACGUGGCAGCCUGCUUAUUCUGGAUCACUGGAAUCGUUACAGUGGUUGUGAGUCUCCUCACCCAGCCCCCUACAAAAGAGCAGAUCCGGACCACUACUAUCUGGGGGGUUUGGAACAAGGAUGUGAAGCUUGCCCAUCACAAGGAAGAAUCCUACAAGUUUACUGGUAAGAACCCUGUUGAGAGCAACAGGACAUCGGAGCACAAAGAGCUGCCCAAUGGAUUGCACAGAGAGAAGAUCGUUGAUGGCACUGAUGUUAAACUUCUGGACUUGCAGGAUUCCACCACCCCUGAUUGUUUGACUCCCUGUCCAUCUGAGGAUCAGACCCCCAUGGAACAUUCUGGGAAUGGGCAGGCGAGUCUCAUGAGCCGAGCCUGUGAAAAGGAUGAGCAGUCUGAGAGAACCAGCACAUGCUGGAAAGUGGUCUACUGGUUCUGUGGUUUGAAAGGCCAAUCUAUCAAGACUCCUCCCAGAGACCCGAUAGAAGAAGAGGCUCGAUGUCUGGAAAUGCUUUAUGAGCCUCCAAAAAUCAAACUGUUGCUAAAUGUAAUGCUUUUUGUGGUGUGCUCUUUGGGCGUAUUUCUGUUUGUUUGUUUCUCUUUGUAGUCCUCUUGCUAUCCCAAAAAAAGGUUUUCCAUUUACAAGCUGUUGAAGUCUGUAAUAUUUACAGUAUAUUUAUAAAAUAGGAGUAAGCAAACUUCUUUGUUUAACAUUGCAGCUUGCAUAUAUUCAAAUCGCCAUAGUGUGUGUGCUUUAGUGAAUAAUAAAACCAUUUGUAAAUCUUUGCACAGUAGUUCUGUCCCGUAGACUUUGUAAAGAAGACAAUUUGAACUAAUGACCAAAAAAUGUUAGAACUUUGUUCAUAGCUUGAACUACCAAAAUACGUAGCUUAACUUUGCUUAAAGCAGUACAUUAUGAGAAUCUUAAUUUCUUGCACUAAAAUUUAAUAUAAAAAAAGCACUGUAAAAGAGGGAAGGGGUGGGCAUUGUCUGGCUCCUGUUAAAAUACUUUCCCAAAAAAAUAAACUGGUUUACAGUAUUAUUGGGAUGUCAUAUAGGCUUAUAUGUUGCUGUGAAAAUAGUUUUCUAGUUCUUCCUGAAGAUGCAUUUUAAAUUUGUGAGCAGUUUGUAGAUGUGCACUGUCCAUGAUGCUUUUAUCCAAAUGCACUCCGCGCUGACAAGUCAGUUGUGUUGUCUGGUGGAGUUACUGAAUAGAUAUAAUUUAGCACAAAGUGUAAAAGGGUGGAUUCCCAUCUCCUUCAGAGACAAGAUGUCACAAAUUACAACCACAUUUUUACAUAUUGUAUUCAGUUUGUACUGAUCUGCUCGAGGUUAUUGAGCAACAAUUUAAAAGUAACAUUUCAGCUGUAAUAUGGGACCAUUCCCUCUUCCCUUUUUGUCUGUGAUGUUUUCAGUCAUUGAGUAAUUCUGGUUCGGCGCGUGCAGUGUAGCUGUCUCUGAUUUCUUGAAGGCAGUUGCUGAUGGAGCUGUAUAGAGACUUGGAUUUUCUGAGGGAGUCCAACCAGCUUGUAAAUCACUCCAUGCGAAAGGUUAUUGCCAUUGAUUGGUACUUGGCUGUGUAGGUGAGGGAGGCAAACUUUCUUGUGAAUUUAACAGGCUUCAUUAAAUAUCUGUGUUUACAAGCGUGUUAAAGGAAAUUUCUGAGAUGUUCUGAGUAUCUACACAGCCCAAGAUUCCAGAUGAUCCUGUGACUUUUUUCAGGUACAUUAGGGCAACAGAGCUGAAAGAAUGGUCUUGGCAUGAUGUCACAGCAGCCUGGCAAUAACAUUGUUACAUGAGUUUUUAAAUUCAGAACCUGAAUUGUCAUGAGAGGAUUGAUUGAUUUUAUGUUUUUAUUUUUGUGUAAAGUGAGCAGUUCCGAUGUUCUUGCCCUCUGCGGCCAGUUUGAGACUUCUAUAGAAUAAGUCCUUUUAUUGGUGAAGCACCAGACAAAGAUUGAAAACAUCAUAAAGUAAUUUUUGGUAACUUUUGGGUCCUUCCAUUGUAAAACUGACCAAUUGUAACUUGUUUUAUUGUAUUUCAGAUUUAUUAAUGAUUAACAUUCUAAUUGAGCUACAGAAUUUUUUUUUUUUUUUCCAAAUGCUGUACAGUGACACAUCAUUCAAAAACUGAAGUCCAAUCCCAUCUGCCCUUUCACAUUGAUUUGCCCCUACCCACUUGUUUUUUUUGUAUGGUUUUCCUCCAAACCCAGAAUGUUUGAAAAUUUUAAGGAGUUUUUUGGACACGGAUACUUGACUAAUGUCCUUGAGCAUUAUCCCAUGAUUUAAGUAUGACAAGACGGUUUUCUCUGCCCUUUUUUUUUUAAACUUUCUAACUGUUCAUUGGCUAGAACCAGGGUUACUUGUAUCUUUCGUCAAAGUUCCAGUAUCACAGAAGUGUAUCUAGUCUGCUGUGCCACCUGUGUGCUAAACGUGCUUUCACUUCUCAAAAUACACUAGUAGUUUUUCUGCUACAGAAACAGUGCGACAACAAAUGAAAUCUGUCAGUUUCGAUGGAUUAAUAUAUAUAUAUAUAUAUAUAUAUAUAUA